Molecule: messenger RNA, 1026 nt
Organism: Nematostella vectensis (starlet sea anemone)
Lineage: Eukaryota; Metazoa; Cnidaria; Anthozoa; Actiniaria; Edwardsiidae
Product: neuropeptide S receptor
Exons: 1
Coding region: 1-1026 (341 amino acids)
Biological process (GO): G protein-coupled receptor signaling pathway
Cellular component (GO): membrane
Molecular function (GO): G protein-coupled receptor activity; peptide binding
Source: RefSeq, a predicted model, not a curated record
AUGGAAGCGACGCACGCCCCCCUGCACCACCUUCGCUACGUGUGCUUUGUGGCCGUCUGUUCCGUAUGCGGCAACACACUGGUACUCUACCUGGACAGGCCAAAACCAAUCAUCACCACCAGACUGCAGGGCCGUCUUACCAUCAAGUACUUUGUCCGGAGCCUGGCCCUGUCCGACCUCAUGUCCGCACUGUUGGCCAUUCCACUCCUGCUAGCAGAGCUCACCACUGAUUUCCUGUCCAGUGAUCUAGUGUGCCGUGUCCACAGGUAUUUCCAGAUCGUACCAAUCUUCAUUACCAUCACUAACAUGGUAUUGCUGGGGGUGGAGAGGUAUCUGAUCAUCUACUACCCACACAAGGCGCCCAGCAGGAUGGCAUGCAAGAGGAUGGUGGUGGUGGCCUGGUUCGUGGGAGCUACACUUGCCGUCAUACACCCCGGUUGUACCAGUAUGUUGAAGACAUACCCCAUCGGCACCGAUCAGUACACGCGGCUAUGCAAAGUGGCCGAAGACCCCCUCUCUAAGGCACUCAACCUUGCCAUCUCCAUUGUGGUCAUCUUCAUCCCUGCUCUUACCCUGGUGGUCAUGAGUAUUCGCAUACUUAUGUACUUGCACCGCAAGCGUCUCCAAUCCUGCCCUGUCCAGUCGUCAUGCUCCAUUAUAUCUACAUUGAGGCACUACAAGCUCAGUUACAUGGCGGCGUCGGUCAUUCUUGCGUUCUUCUGCUCAUAUCUGUUUGCCUUUGUGUACACGUCUGUCAUUGCCGGAAACUUCACCGACACGACCAUUGCAGAUGAGUACACAACUCGCAUCGUUGGAAUGGUCAUCAGCUUGGCCACCUGCAUGGUUAAUUCUCUCAUUUAUUUGGUCUGCCUAUGGGAGAUGAGAAAAAAGGCUGAAGAAGCUUUCCAAGAUCUGUUCUUACAUAUCCACCACAUGAUAACACGCGAGGGGAAUAGUAACGAGGUGGGGUUUGCCGCUAAUCCUCAGGCCGUCGCGGUGAUAAUGUUAGAGCCGCGUGAACCGUGA